Lates calcarifer (barramundi perch) is the source of this 2708-nucleotide messenger RNA. RefSeq names its product microtubule associated protein 10 (gene map10). The record is from RefSeq and is a predicted model, not a curated record. Lineage: Eukaryota; Metazoa; Chordata; Actinopteri; Centropomidae. The coding region runs from base 99 to 2621 and encodes 840 amino acids. Gene Ontology annotation, cellular component: centrosome; cytoplasmic microtubule; mitotic spindle midzone. The transcript has a single exon. Gene Ontology annotation, molecular function: microtubule binding. Gene Ontology annotation, biological process: mitotic spindle midzone assembly; positive regulation of cytokinesis; cytoplasmic microtubule organization.
CCGAUGGAAGCUAAAAGCUCUACGAGUUAGCGGAUUAGCUAAAAGCUUGUUAGUUAGUUUGGUGGCUCUUUUUUUUUUACAGUCACGCAGUUUCCAGGAUGUCAGAAGGACAUAAUAAUGAUAAUCUCGAGACUCUGUUCUCAUUUGAGCUUUUGGUGGAAUAUAUCCGAAUCGAGAGGGAUACUAAUGUUUCCGACGAGCUGGCUCUUGGAGUGCGACUGCUAGAUUUCCCAACGCUGCUGAUUUAUCAGCCUCAACACAGAACUGGUGACAUUAACCAACCCGAAAAGCAUGAGGAAGACAAGCGGAGACAAUUCGCCUUUCACAGAGGCAAAUCUUGUUUCUUCAAAAUGAACCUGAACUCACUGCACACCCACUUAUCUAACACCCCUCUCUAUGCCAUGGUGUUGGAUGUGAAAGAGGAGAUUCCCAAAUUAGUUGGCUCCUCUCUGAUAUCACUGGCUAAAGUGAUGGACAGAAUCAGGCAGGAUGUGACUGAGCAUGGUGUUUCUGCUCCCUCCUCACACGGAGAAAGGGGGCUUGUUGGCAUGUGCAGCCUCACGGGGGAGAAAAUUGGAUCGAUUUUCCUGAGUUAUAAACUGCUAAGUCUGGGAGCUAGUUUACUGCCACAUAUCACGGACAGGAUGGAUAUUAAAAGCACCAGAUUACAUGGAGGACAGCAUGUACAAGAAGGCAUCAAAGAGGGAAACAUAUCUACAGAAUCAGUGCCUCUUGACUGUGUCAAUUCACCCACCCUGGACAAGUCUGAUGCUAGCAGAAACACACAAAACAAGGGACCGGCAAAUACAAAAAUCCUGAUAAGUGAGGAUAAUCAGGACAAUGCUAUCGAACACAGACCAAGAACACAAGUUCCUCAAACAGUCCAAGACACUGAGAACUAUUUUGAGGAGGAUUUAACUGUAUUCUGUCCCCCACAUCUUUACUACCGUAAUUCUGCAGAGGAAAAAAGCAAAAAUGAAGGUGGGGAUUACAAACUUUUAACUCUUGACUCAGAGGCGUUUACAUUUGAAGACUCAUGCUCUGAGGAUGAGAUGGCUGAAAAUAAGAGUGAUGGUCCAGGUUCGCCAACGACAGACCAGAGAAUGAGAAAGGAUGCAAAAACAUUGAGAAACCAAGAAACCAGUGGGGCGAGUCCAAAUGUCCUCGGGGAAGCUUUACGACAGUUGCCUCUGCUAAAUGCUCUUCUUGUAGAGCUGUCACAGUUGAAUGGCCAGAACCCACAACAGCCUUUGUCUAUUCAUCCCAGUCUAGCGUGGAUUUACAGGCCUGCAUCCGCAGAGCCUUCAGCUGAACACAGAGACACACCACGGAAAACGUUGCAGAAAACCAGACAGAGGACAAGUCCCCAUUUUAAACAUUUACACCCCCCUAGAAACUGUUCUACUCCAAUAGCUAGGCCUACAUCUGUACACAAGAAAGACAAACAAGAAGAGGCUUUGACUGAGAGUAAAAGCUCUAGUAAAUCUCCUGGGAAGAAGCUUGUUUAUGGAACCACUAAAACAUUUAAUCUAAGGCUAAAGCAAGUAUCACCCCUUAAAGUAAAACGCCAUGAAUGCAUGGAAUUGAUACAGAAUGAAACACGGGCAGAUAAGGCCAAAAGCAAGGCAAAGAAUAAAAUCAUCAAGUCCAGCAAUAAGAAAUCAGUAUUAAAUCAGAGCUCCAGUCUCGAUGAAAAUAUUGAGACAAUGAUACAAGGCAUCACAGUGGACGGUGCACUCCAAGAAACAACCUCACUUAAACAGAAAAACCCGCAUGGGAAAGUUCAUGAUAAACAAGACAGUGACUCUCCAAGAAUUUCAGAAAAACUUUCUUCUUCUGAGAGAAGAGACUUGAAAUGUAUUCAUAUCCCCAGUGUGAGUAGCGACAGCGCUUCCCAAAACAAAGACAAGAGCGAGCGUCACAGUGAAUCAAAUCUAUCCCGGUCUGAAUCUGACAGGCAUAGAGAGAAAAUUGAAUCCUCAGGAAGCAGCAGACAGAGCAGCCGAAAGUCUUCAUUUUCAGACUCCAGCAGAGAAGGAAAUGAAGAAGCAGACUACGCUGAUGAUUUUAACAGCCUUGAACCCAGUGAUGCAUACUCUCCUGACCCCAUGAGUAGCCCUGAGCCCUCUAGACCCAAAACUCCGAAGUCUCCUGUCCGUCCCGACUUGUGCACCUCCGACUCUGGUUCUGAAUCUGUCCAGAGGAGAGCACACCUCCCCGUGCCUGUCAAAGCCCCCAGCUCCCCACAGCGGACUCUGAGGGGCACACACAUCAUUCGACCUCGCACCCACGCCUCUGCCAUCAGCUUUUCUUCCGAUGAUGGUGACAGAGACCGGUCAGCUCCCUUACAAAUCAUAUGCUCCAGAAAGCAGAUGAUGACAGAGAGUGGCAGAGUGGAAAGGAGCUCCGGUGCUGAGAGUUUCAUAUCAUCAAGAGGUCACAGGAGUGAGUCGACCAGGAAUAGUGGUACAGUUCAAGGAUUUUCUCAAGAGUCAGUAUCCUCCUUUGAACCACAAGAGGCAGAGGAACUGGAGGAUGAGCUUGGAUCUCUGGAUUUUAGAAAAGAGUAUCAGCAUAUCUCUGAGCUAGUGGCCAACAAGCUCCCUGGUUACACUAUGUAAAGAAAAAUAUGUCAUUCUACAUUAUGGAAACAUCAUCUAUUGAAACAGAUGAGUCGUCAUAAUGUACUGUUCACAUCCUGCAAAUAU